Xyrauchen texanus (razorback sucker) is the source of this 2534-nucleotide messenger RNA. It is a transcript of the gene gpr206, whose product is annotated as P2Y purinoceptor 14. Gene Ontology annotation, cellular component: membrane. Bases 112 to 1209 code for a protein of 365 amino acids. Gene Ontology annotation, biological process: G protein-coupled receptor signaling pathway. The record is from RefSeq and is a predicted model, not a curated record. Gene Ontology annotation, molecular function: G protein-coupled purinergic nucleotide receptor activity. NCBI's taxonomy places the organism in Eukaryota, Metazoa, Chordata, Actinopteri, Cypriniformes, Catostomidae. The transcript is spliced from 3 exons.
GCAGCAGGAAGCUGAGCUGAAUGAGAAAGGACAGACAGUUACAUCAAAGCUCUGUGACCAGCUUGGUUUCAAGUGGAUUUCAAAUAGUCUCCAGUUCCACUAAUUCCUAGAAUGGCAACACCUCUAACCAACUUCACCACUGCCUGGGAUGACAUCAUAAAACAAAACACAACUGUUAUAUUCCAAGCAUCCUGCAAAUUUUCAAAGAUUCCAGCUCACCCUGUUUUCAUAUUUGCAUACUCACUAGUAUUUCUCGUCAGUCUGGUGCUGAAUUGCAUUACAAUGCGAGUGUAUUUCUGCACAAAUCAGCGCGCCCAGUCCAGUGUCAUGGUCUACUUGAAGAACCUAGCCACAGCUGACUUCUUCCUUUGCCUUUGUUUACCUUUGCGCAUUGCUAACUAUGCCAACUAUUCAGUGACAAUGCGCAAUAUUUACUGCAGCUUUGGGGCAACAGCGUUUUAUUUAAACACAUAUGCAAGCAUUCUCUUCAUGGACUUUAUUGCUGCCAACAGGUACCUGAAGAUUGUUCGGCCAUUAGAGACUCAUGCUCUGCAGACAGUUCGAAUUGCACACCACAUUUCUACAGCAACGUGGCUCUCCUUGUUAGCCAUGGCCUCCAUCUACUUAAUCCUCUUUCUCCAGACCUCCUGGGGUCACAUUCAAAUUCCAGAGGAAAUUGGCUGUGAUUCCUUACACAGUCCCCAGCUCAGAGUGGUCUACAAAGUCACUCACUCUAUGUCCAUGGUGCUUUUUGUUUUUGUGCUAGUUUCUCUGAUUCUACUAUACUGUCGAACUUUGCAAAAGAUCCGACAAGCUCAGUUGUCCACACAUGCUACAUCCAGAAGCUGUAAGUUCUACAAGUCUAAACGUAACAUGCUAGUGCUAGUAGUUGUUUUCUGUGUGUGCUUUGUGCCCUAUCACCUGGUGCGACUGCCUUAUGCGUUCAUCAAAAAAACACACAAGGAACAUUGUGUAGCAGCCCAGGCAUUCUAUAUCCUGAAGGAGUUGACUGUCCUUCUUUCAGUGCUAAAUGUCUGUUUGGAUCCACUUAUAUAUUUUAUAUUCUGCAAGGCCUUUAGGACCCAGCUGACCCUCAAGAAAAAGAAAGAUUUGCCAAGAUCCAGUCCAGAUAAGCAAAGGCAUCUGAGCAACAUGUUGAGCACUAUUGAGACAAAGGUGUCCACGCUAAGACGUGAAAGUGUGAAUUAAUGAAAUCAACAGCAAGUUGAUAUUUUGUCCUUCUAAACUGCAAUGACACAAAGCAAAUGGUUUAGAUGAAGGCUCUUCAAAUCAGACACAAUAUAAUCAAGAAAUUUAUCUUAAAGGCAUGAACAUGUCAUAUGCAUUUUCAAAGUAAAAAUUAAAAGAUACUUAAGGCUUUGGGGUUCUUCAGCUAUCACACUGGCUGAACCCUCUAGAGAUCCUCCAGGCACUCUUUGAAUUCUCUGUAAAUCUCUUAGACCCUGUUUACACUUGGUGUUAAGAUGCAUCUUAGGGGGGUAGCUCAGUGAGUAAAGACGCUGACUACCACCCCUGGAGUUGCGAGUUCGAAGGGCAGGCAGAGCGACUGCAGCCAGGUCUCAUAGGCAACCAAAUUGGCCUGGUUGCUAGGGAGGGUAGAGUCACAUGGGGUAACUUCCCCAUGUGACUCUAUCCAGGUGGUUCUCGCUCUCAGUAAGUUGUGCGUGGAUAAUGGCUUGAAGCCUCCACACACGCUAUGUCUCCACAGUAACGUGCUCAACAAGCCACGUGGUAAGAUGGAUUGAUGGUCUCAGACAUGGAGGCAACUGAGGUUCCUCCUCCACCACCUGGAUUGAGUCACUAUGUCAUCAUGAGGACUUAAAAUGCAUUGGUAAUUGGGCAUUCCAAAUUGGGGAGAAAAAGAGGAGGCAUCUCGUGUGAUCCAACCACAUGUGGUGAGAUGAGACACAUCGUUGUUUAUACCUGGUAAUUUAAAUGUGUCUCUUGAAAUGUAUUUUGAAGUUACUUGAGUACAUAAAUAGGAUAUUUAAGGAUCCUUUAAAGAGUGUCUGGAAGAUCUCAAGAUGGUUCAGCCGGUGUGGCGUUUGACCCCCAAAUUGUGCCUCGUGUAUCUUUAAAUUUUUACAUUGAGUGUUUAAAUUGUUUUCACUAUCACAUGCCUACAGUGGGAAAAAUAUCUAUUAGUGACCUCAUAGGAAGGGAUCAGUUUAAAAGAUUCACCACACCAGAACAUUUAUCUUAACCUCAACUUUGACCAUUUCUGCCUAUCCUAUUUGUAGUUGUGGAUGUAUUUGUAUUUUUUUGUUCAAGGUAUAGUGCAAUAUGUGCAAUAUAUAAUGGUAAAGAACAAGAAAAUUGUCUAAUUUUCUGCCCAGGCAAAUAAAGCAUAGGUCAAUAACAAUGUAUCUACAGGAAAGGUUUUAUGUGACUAUAUUUGUGUAUUUAUUGCAAAUUUUGUGUUGGUACCAUUUUAUUAGUGGAGAAAUAUUUAAUCCUGGUCUAGAAAAAUAUAGCAUUUGAAAUUAAUAAUAGCAUCAUUACAUAAUAAAGAU